AUGGGGAAGGUACGUUCAGCGCCGUGUGCACCCCGGAAACAGGGGUUCAAUAAAGGUGCACAUUCAAUGAACCCAGAUAGACCGACUGAAGGAUUGAAAGGAGUUGCAAAGCCCAGGACUAAAGCAACCAUCAAACGGCUUCAGAUGUACAGAAACUUUAAGGCCAAGAGAGAUAAAACUGGUAAAAUUUUGACCCCAGCACCAUUCCAAGGUUGGUUACCAUCAGGAACCCAAGCUCGUGUGGAACCUAGCCAGAAGUGGUUUGGCAACUCACGAGUAAUAUCACAGAGUGCUCUCCAAAAGUUCCAAGAUGAAUUUGGCGCAGCUGUCAAGAAUCCAUACCAAGUGAUUAUGAAACCCACAAACCUACCAAUCACAUUGCUCAAUGAAAAAGCAAAAAAUGCAAGAGUACAUUUGUUGGACACCGAAGGCUUCGACAAAACAUUUGGCCCGAAGAAACAAAGAAAGAGAGUUAAUUUAAAGUUCAGUGACUUAAAUAGUUUGUCAAAGGCUGUAGAAGAAAGCACAGAAAAUUAUGAUGAAACAAAAGAUGUGGACAGAGUCCGUGAAGACACAGGCGUCAAAGAAGGACAGAGAGACUGGGUCUUUGGAGCUGGUAUGAGCAAAAGAAUUUGGAAUGAAUUGUACAAAGUAAUAGAUUCUUCUGAUGUCCUCUUACAAGUAUUAGAUGCCAGAGAUCCCAUGGGCACUCGAUGCCCUUAUGUUGAGAAGUUCCUGAGAGAAGAAAAGAAGCACAAACACCUUAUAUUUAUUUUAAACAAAGUAGAUUUAGUACCAAAUUGGGUGACACAGCGUUGGGUCGCUAUUCUCAGUACUGAAUACCCCACUAUAGCUUUCCAUGCUUCAAUGACUCAUCCCUUUGGAAAAGGUUCUCUUAUCAACUUGUUGAGACAGUUUGCUAAAUUACACAUUGACAAGAAGCAAAUCAGUGUUGGUUUGAUUGGGUAUCCUAAUGUCGGGAAGUCAUCAGUCAUCAAUACACUAAGAGCCAAGAAAGUAUGCAAGGUGGCACCUAUAGCUGGUGAGACUAAAGUAUGGCAAUACAUCACAUUGAUGAGGAGAAUAUUUUUGAUUGAUUGUCCUGGUGUGGUGUAUCCUUCCGCUGAAACAGACACUGAGAAAGUACUGAAAGGAGUAGUAAGAGUUGAAUUAGUACAAAAUCCAGAAGACUACAUAGAGGAAGUUAUAAAGAGAGUCAGGAAAGAGUAUUUAGUGAAAACAUACAAAGUAGAUGCAUGGGACACUGCUACUGAAUUCCUAGAGAAACUUGCCGCUCGUACUGGGAAAUUAUUGAAGAAAGGUGAACCCGAUGUUAGUCAGGUAGCUAGGAUGGUUCUAAAUGAUUGGCAGAGGGGGAAACUACCAUUCUAUGUAGCUCCCGAAGGUUUUGAAGUACCGCUUUCAAAACAAGAAAACAAUGAAAAAACAGAAGAAGUUAAAGCUAGGGCUGAGGAGAAGAAAGAUGAGGCUGUUGAAGAACCAAAAGAAGAUGCAGAGAAAGAAAAUGAAGAUAAUGUUGACAAACCUGUUUACAUCAACAAAUUAAUUGUUGCACAAGAUUUUGCAAAGAUUAGGGUUGGCCUACAAUUUGAUAAUGAUGAUGAUGUUAAACCUCUAGAGAAGUUUGAUAUACCUGAAGAGCUUCAAGGCAUUGAUGAUGAAGAUGCAGAGAAUGAUGAAUCUAAGAGUGUCAAUGAGGAAAAUGAUAAGAAUGACAAUGAGGACCCUGACUCAUCAGACAUUAGUGACUUUUAUAGUGAGGAUGAGAAUAAUUGUAGUGAUUUAGAAGAUCACUUAACAAAUGACCCAGAGACUGUGAAAGAGAUGAAACGCAAGAAACUUGAAGCUGCUAGUGGUCAGUUUACAGUUGAAGAAAUAGCUAGUGGCAAGAAAAAUAAGGCAGGAGUUAAGGAUGGUGGAGUUAAGAAAAUGACUGCGAAAGUCAGAAGAGCUUUGGAAAGAGCUCAGAAGAGAACUAAAACAGGAAGCAACUUCUAUGAAGUCUCUAAUGUUAAGAACAGAAAUAGAGCAAAGAAACCCCGUGUCUGA
Messenger RNA from Spodoptera littoralis (African cotton leafworm), 2070 nucleotides. Lineage: Eukaryota; Metazoa; Arthropoda; Insecta; Lepidoptera; Noctuidae. The record is from the annotation of a GenBank genome assembly.